CUCGCUCCGGGUUUCGUUCCUCUUGCGCAGGAGACGGCGGCGGCCAAAUCGGUCCGUACAUAAGAGGGGAAGUCGAGCAGCAGGAAGUGGCCUCUCUUUCCCGAAGCUCCACUGCUUUGUGGGAUCGCGGUGGGUUCCUCCAAGCUGGAGAGGUUUUCCGAGUCCCUCCACCCCGCCUCCUUCGUUGAGUACGGAAGCUGAGAGGGCCCGCGAGCAGCCAUGGCGGCGCAUCUUAAGAAGCGGGUGUAUGAGGAAUUCUCUAAAGUGGUUCAGCAACCACAGGAGGAAAUUGCUACUAAGAAACUCCGACUGACAAAACCAAGUAAAUCUGCAGCACUCCACAUAGAUCUGUGUAAAGCUACCUCCCCAGCAGAUGCUUUGCAAUAUCUACUCCAGUUUGCCAGGAAGCCUGUCGAGGCAGAAAGUGUGGAGGGAGUAGUCAGGAUUCUCUUGGAACAUUAUUACAAGGAGAAUGAUCCAUCUGUGAGACUGAAAAUUGCAUCAUUGUUGGGAUUAUUAUCAAAGACUGCAGGAUUUUCACCAGACUGCAUUAUGGAUGAUGCCAUUAACAUCCUGCAGAAUGAAAAGUCUCAUCAAGUCCUAGCUCAACUGCUGGAUACUCUGCUUGCAAUUGGCACUAAACUACCAGAGAAUCAAGCUGUCCAGAUGCGAUUAGUUGAUGUAGCUUGCAAGCACUUGACAGAUACCUCUCAUGGUGUAAGAAAUAAGUGCCUACAAUUACUUGGCAAUCUUGGCUCUUUGGAGAAAAGUAUCACAAAAGAUGCAGAAGGCUUAGCUGCCAGAGAUGUCCAGAAAAUUAUAGGCGAUUACUUCAAUGACCAAGAUCCACGUGUCAGAACAGCAGCUAUAAAAGCCAUGCUGCAGCUCCAUGAAAGAGGACUGAAAUUACAUCAAGCAAUUUAUAAUCAGGCCUGUAAAUUGCUCUCUGAUGACUAUGAACAAGUGCGCAGUGCUGCAGUCCAGCUUAUCUGGGUUGUCAGUCAGCUCUAUCCUGAAAGCAUUGUCCCAAUCCCUUCUUCUAAUGAAGAAAUUCGCUUAGUUGAUGAUGCAUUUGGAAAAAUUUGUCACAUGGUCAGUGAUGGCUCCUGGGUGGUUCGUGUUCAAGCUGCAAAGCUAUUGGGCUCUAUGGAGCAAGUCAGUUCUCAUUUCUUGGAGCAGACCCUUGACAAGAAGCUGAUGUCAGAUCUCAGGCGGAAACGUACUGCACAUGAGCGUGCCAAGGAACUGUACAGUUCCGGGGAGUUUUCCAGCGGCAGGAAGUGGGGAGAUGAUGCUCCCAAGGAAGAAGUAGAUACUGGGGCUGUGAACUUGAUUGAGUCUGGAGCUUGUGGAGCUUUUGUUCAUGGAUUGGAAGAUGAGAUGUAUGAGGUCCGUAUUGCUGCUGUGGAAGCUCUCUGCAUGCUGGCCCAAUCUUCACCCUGUUUUGCCGAGAAGUGCCUUGAUUUCCUGGUUGACAUGUUUAAUGAUGAAAUUGAGGAAGUACGUCUGCAGUCCAUACAUACUAUGAGAAAAAUCUCUAACAAUAUCACUCUCCGAGAAGAUCAGCUUGACACUGUCCUGGCUGUGCUAGAGGAUUCAUCCAGAGAUAUUAGAGAGGCUCUUCACGAACUCUUAUGCUGUACUAAUGUUUCAACCAAAGAAGGGAUUCAUCUUGCAUUGGUGGAACUGCUGAAAAAUUUAACCAAGUACCCUACUGACAGGGACUCCAUAUGGAAGUGCUUGAAGUUUCUGGGAAGUCGGCAUCCAACCCUGGUGCUUCCCUUGGUGCCAGAGCUUCUGAGUACCCACCCAUUUUUUGACACAGCUGAACCCGACAUGGAUGAUCCAGCUUAUAUUGCAGUUUUGGUUCUUAUUUUCAAUGCUGCUAAAACCUGUCCAACAAUGCCAGCAUUGUUCUCAGAUCACACCUUCAGACACUAUGCCUACCUCAGAGACAGUCUUUCUCAUCUUGUUCCUGCCUUGAGGUUACCAGGUAGAAAACUGGUGUCAUCAGCCGUUUCUCCCAACAUCACGCCUCAUGAGGAUCCUUCCCAGCAGUUCCUACAGCAGAGCCUUGAGAGAGUGUAUAGUCUUCAGCACCUGGACCCUCAGGGAGCCCAGGAGCUGCUAGAAUUCACCAUUAGGGAUCUGCAAAGACUUGGAGAACUUCAGUCUGAAUUGGCAGGAGUAGCUGACUUCUCUGCUGCUUAUCUUCGGUGUCAACUACUUCUCAUCAAGGCCUUACAGGAAAAGCUGUGGAAUGUAGCUGCCCCUUUGUAUUUGAGGCAGAGUGAUUUGGCCUCAGCAGCAGCAAAACAGAUCAUGGAAGAGACCUACAAAAUGGAGUUCAUGUACAGUGGCGUGGAGAAUAAGCAGGUGGUGAUUAUACAUCACAUGAGGCUGCAGGCCAAAGCAUUGCAACUUAUAGUAACAGCACGAACUACUCGAGGAGUUGACCCCUUAUUUGGGAUGUGUGAAAAAUUUUUACAGGAAGUGGACUUUUUUCAGAGGUGUUUCAUCGCUGAUUUGCCCCACAUGCAAGACAGCUUUGUGGACAAACUUCUUGACCUUAUGCCCCGACUCAUGACAUCGAAACCUGCAGAAGUGGUCAAAAUUCUACAGACCAUGCUGCGGCAGAGUACCUUCCUGCACCUCCCCCUUCCAGAGCAGAUCCACAAAGCCUCAGCCACCAUCAUUGAGCCGGCAGGCGAGUCAGACAACCCCUUGCGGUUUACAUCUGGUUUGGUGGUGGCCCUGGAUGUUGAUGCAACCCUAGAACAUGUGCAGGAUCCUCAGAGCACUGUGAAGGUCCAGGUCUUAUAUCCAGAUGGCCAGGCUCAGAUGAUCCACCCUAAGCCAGCAGACUUCCGGAAUCCUGGUCCUGGGCGGCACCGGCUCAUCACUCAGGUGUACCUCUCCCACACUGCCUGGACAGAACCAUGCCAGGUGGAAGUGAGGCUGCUGUUGGCCUACAACUCCAGUGCUCGCAUUCCAAAAUUCUCCUGGAUUGAGGGUGGCGAGGUGUCACCCCAGGUGGAAACCAGCAUCGAGGGCACCAUCCCCUUCAGCAAGCCUGUGAAAGUUUACAUAAUGCCCAAACCUGCAAGGCGCUGAAGCAAAAGCAGUCUGUACAGCCACGGCCUAGAAGCCCCUUCUUAGUGAGCUCUCGUGUGUCAACAACAAGAUGCCCUGAAAAAGGUGCCUGCCUUAAAGAUAAAAUGAAGCUUGUAGCCUGGCUGAAUCAUGCCAUGGCCCUGACACAAACACCUGAUGGCAAUUGCAGGGUUGGAGCAUAGAUGAAAACAACAGAUGCAUGGCUGCUGACUGAGCCCAUCAUGCUGGAACUAUAGAAGGCCUUCUAAGAGAAGAAUAUGCUGGAGACUUUUCAGAUACAGUACCACUUUUAUAAAAAUCCUUCCAAUUUAUCCUCCAUUUUACCAAUGAGGAAAUGGAAGCUUUGAGGUAGUGUCUUUAUCCUAAGGGACAGAGCCUGGACUUGAUCCUGUCUUAAAAUCCAAAAUGUACUUUUUCUAUCAAAGGUAGAUAUACACUAAGGGGGCAGAUUUUGGCUUACCAUCAGAAUAAAAAUUUGUUGCUAAGGACUUUGUAUCAUAUGAGGGGUUGAGUUCAACCUUUUAAAUCCCUUUUACCCUGAAUUCUCAGGUUCUGAGAAAUACAAGAAUUUUGAUUUUUCUGCAUCUGGUUCUGUACUUUUUCACUGAAGUAAAAAAGUGACCAUUUUUUUUAUAAAGGCUUGGAAGGGAGUGUGGCACCUUCAUUUACAAAUGAAGGUGUAAGCCCAGAGAGGCUGAGUUACUGGUGAAGCUAAGGCUAGAAACCCAGGCCUCCUGAUUCUCCUCCAUGUGGUUUUCAUAAUAAGAGUCUAUUCUUACUAAGAGGUCUAGCAUGCACCCAGCAGUCAGAGCCAGCAACCUGUGUGCCACACUGGAUUUCUUCCUUAUCCCUCAUACAAAAGCAGCCAAGUCCUUUAGAUUCUGCUUUCUGCAGUAUUUCUUGUCUCAAUCCUCUUCUCAUACUCAAUGUUUCCAUCCUGAUGCAGCCACCAUCAUCUCUCCUCCCAGUGAUCUCUUUGUCUCAGAUCUUGCCCUCUUCAGUCCAUUCUUCACACAGCUGUCUGUCUAAAAGCCAGAUCUGAUCACAUCGUUCCCCUGCUUAAGCCCCUUUAAGUGGAUCACUGCUAGUCCCAGGAUAAAAUCUAAACUUCUCUCCUUGAAGGCUCUUCAUGCCUCUGGGUUGUCUCCAGCCUCCUACUCCUUCUCCCAGACUGUCCCUGUACUAUGUAUGCCAGCUGAACGGAAUUACCGUGGUUGUUCCCAAAGCUCCCCAUGCUCUCUCUCACCUCUAGGCCUUUGGACCUGCUGAACCUUGGAAUGUGCUCUUGAGACUUCUAUGGUUCCUUUCCUCUUAUUCUUCAGGACUGGGCUUUGUACUAGAAUCUACUCUUAUCUGUGACUCUUCUGGGCUUGGAACAUUGCCUCCUGCACAUUCUUCAAGCAUAGUACUUAUCAUUGCAUUGCAGGUUCACAAAUGCAAACCCCUAAAGAAGGUAGGUGGAAAAAGCAAAGGAAUAAAGUGGCCAAGAGGAAGAUAAUAGAGACUGAAGAAUGAAAGAGCACAUUCUCUAUAGAGAAAGCAGUUGCUAUUCCAUGCCAAUCAUUUUAAUUUAUAAGUGUGGGCCUGGUCAUGUUAGACCUUCUCAUUUUUCAAAAAAAGUCAGAAAUCUGCAUUUUCAUGUAAAAAUACCCAAUUAAAAAAUCUUGGUAACUAAAGUCAAGGUUAAAAUUACUGAGAAAACACAUCUCCAGGUAGAUGUGUGCCCAUUUGCAACUUCUAUGUGAUCACUGUAUGUUUACACGUCUGUUUUUUCCAACUAAUCUGUACCUGGACAAUAAGAAUGUCUGUGUUUUUGUAUCUCCAGCACAACUCCCGCCACAUACCAGGCAGGGAAAGAAAGAGUAUAUGAAUCCAGAGCAAACUUGGCAGUACCUGGUGUGUCGCAAGAGCAAGCCCUGAGAUUUAAGUUUCUGAAAGGACUUUGUAUUUUCUUUGACAUGAUUGAGUUCAGCAAACUGAAUUAUGGAGAAGAAAGGUACACAUAUAGCACUUCUUGUCUUAGGAACCACUUACAUUAGAAGAAAUUAAGUGUGGGCUGAUUGAUGGCUGUGCUACCUAAAAACUGAAUCAAAAGGAUUUAAUGAUUAAUACAUGGGACUAAAUAUAGUGUCAUGUGGAAAAAUAGCUUUUCUCCAAGCUCUGUAUAUUUCCAGCAUUGACCAUGUGGACCAGAUUGAAAGGAAGGGGCUAUUUGUUAGCGGAUUUUAUACAAAGUUGGAUAACCUCUAAGACAUUUGUACUAAGUUCUCUUUAAUUGGUGAUAGCUCACUUAGGAACAAUGAUUACACCCACACCUAAUUCAACACCCAUUGGAGCUGUCUCACAUUACAUUUGACAAAAAAAAAAAAACUGCAUCAUUAAAGAAACAGUCUGAAUUUUAUCAAACACCUCUCUUAGGUAUAUAGGGCUGGCUUUAUAAGCUGAGGGAACAGAUCUAUAAAGAUCCUGUCAUCUGGGAAAUGCAGAAAGGGCACUAAGCAGGGCCUCCCUAGCCUUCUCUGCUGGGUGUCUUGUCUGUGAGGAUCUCCCUUGCGCCUCUAAGGAACAAGGAGGUGUAUGACAGAAAGAGAUCAAGACAGCAUUCGGUUCUGAUCCUGCCUCUACUUGUUGGGUGAACUUGGAAAAAUUCCUUCACUCCAUUCCAGUUGUCUUAGCUUACCUUUUCUUGCCAAGCUACAUCUUAAGUUGCUGUCCAGUCUGUGGAUUGGCUUCCCUUAGGUCAGAUGCCUAACAGUGACAGGGUCAUGUGGAGCAAAAACCAGCUUUCCAGGGGUGCUGCUUCCACAAUAGCUGGGGUGGAGCAAUUUUAUUUAUAGCUGUUAUAAACACCAUACCUGGUAAAUGUCUAGUUAGAAAGUUGCCAAGUAAAUGCUUAUUCAGUGAAUUAAUGAACAUUUUACUCUUUAAGAAUCAGGUUAAGUGUCAUCUCCUUAAUGAUGUCUUCCUUAAUUUUCCUUACAUCUUGGUAGGAUAAAUUGGUCUUUUCUUUGUA
Lemur catta (Ring-tailed lemur) is the source of this 6127-nucleotide messenger RNA. It is a transcript of the gene INTS4, whose product is annotated as integrator complex subunit 4. The record is from RefSeq and is a predicted model, not a curated record. NCBI's taxonomy places the organism in Eukaryota, Metazoa, Chordata, Mammalia, Primates, Lemuridae. The transcript is spliced from 24 exons. Bases 220 to 3114 code for a protein of 964 amino acids. Gene Ontology annotation, biological process: snRNA processing. Gene Ontology annotation, cellular component: integrator complex.